AUGCCACCGCCAAAGACUGUAUUCACAUCAUAUGAGCGAAACUCGCUCAAGGAUAGAUGGGGUUCGCAAUCAACGCGCCUCACACGUGAUUCAUUCCUGCCAUUCGGCUCCUGCCAGCUCUGUCUUCUUCCAUCAGUAGAUCCAGUAUGCUGUUCUCAAGGCGACCUCUUUUGUCGAGAAUGUGCCUUGACGAAUCUAUUGGCGCAAAAAAAUGAGAUGAAGCGGCUGGAAAAGCUCAAUGAGCGGCAAAAGCUCGAAGAAGAGGAGAACAAGCUGCGCGAGGAAGAGGAGGCCAGGCUGCGAGCGGUAGAAGAGUUUGAGCUGGUUCAGCAGGGGCUCUCUGUCAAGGCGGGAUCAUCAGCAAAAAUGGUGGGAAGAGAGGGAGGCAAGAUUGUGGUGGAAGAAGAGCAGGACCCCAAAGCAGCUGGUCACGGCAGAGGCACGAAGCGAAAGUUUGAAAUUGACGAGGAGGAGCUGAAGCGCAUUGCGAACGAGGAACAGCGAAAAGCAAAGCGUAACCUCGACGAAGAACGCAAAGCUGCAAAAGGCCAUCUCCCGAGUUUUUGGGUACCAGGCGAGACACCUGAUCAGCACCACAAGACUGCUGAAAAGGCGAAGAACACGCCCAUAUGCCCAUCCAGCUCCCCCGACCAGCCUCACAGUCUAUCCCUCAAAGGGCUCACGAGAGUUCAUUUCCAUGAAGAGAAGUCUACUGAGACCGGCAAGCCGGUGCGCACAUGUCCGAGCUGCCAAAAGGCGUUGUCAAAUAGUACAAAAGCCAUGCUUGCUAUUCCUUGCGGCCAUGUCCUUUGCAAGCCUUGCGUCGACAAGUUUCUCAAGCCAGAACAUCGUCAUCACCGCGAUGCGCAUGACGAUGCGCCAGAACCAGAUUCGAUACAUUGCUACGUCUGCGAUGCCGAUCUUAGCGCCGUACCGGAUACCAAGGAGGGGAAGAAGAAGAAAAAGAAGGAGCAGGCGCCUAAGCCGGGAUUAGUCGAAAUUCGGAGUGAAGGCACAGGGUUUGCAAGUGGUGGAAAAGCCAUGGUCAAGAGAGAGGGUGUUGCUUUCCAGGUCUAG
This is a messenger RNA of Bipolaris oryzae ATCC 44560, 1077 nucleotides long. RefSeq lists its product as uncharacterized. Gene Ontology annotation, molecular function: ubiquitin protein ligase activity. Gene Ontology annotation, cellular component: nucleus. Bases 1 to 1077 code for a protein of 358 amino acids. The transcript has a single exon. Lineage: Eukaryota; Fungi; Ascomycota; Dothideomycetes; Pleosporales; Pleosporaceae. The record is from RefSeq and is a predicted model, not a curated record.